This is a messenger RNA of Hippopotamus amphibius kiboko, 1713 nucleotides long. It is a transcript of the gene RNF222, whose product is annotated as ring finger protein 222. The transcript is spliced from 3 exons. NCBI's taxonomy places the organism in Eukaryota, Metazoa, Chordata, Mammalia, Artiodactyla, Hippopotamidae. Bases 371 to 1006 code for a protein of 211 amino acids. The record is from RefSeq and is a predicted model, not a curated record.
GCGCUGUCCUCCAGAGCUGCUCACUCAUUAGGAAAUGCGGCGGCGGCUGUCACAGUGACAGCAGCAGGAGGACGUGCCGCCUGCCCAGCGCCUCUGGCUGGCUCAGAUCUGCUCCGCGGAGGCCCCAGUGGAGAGGUGGAUGCUGCUCGCCCUGGUCCCAGCCAAAACGUAUCCUCGAAGGAUGGAAUCUACCUUCACAGAGGUUAAUCAGAAGGUUCUCUCGUGGCCUCGGGCAGGCUUCUAAGAAGAAUCUGAAGGAUGACUGAGCUGUGGCGGGUGGAGGAAGGAGCCCACAGUUCCCUGACGUGACUGCGUGGCCAGCCACCCAGCAUUUGGAUGUCCAGGGCCCUGCCCUCCCGCACGUGCGGCCAUGUCCGAAGGGGAGAGCAAGGACAGCUCGGGCAGCGAGUGCCCCGUGUGCUACGAGAAGCUCCACGACCUGGAGGGCACCGGCCGGACACUGAGCUGCGGCCACGUGUUCUGCCAUGACUGCCUGGUCAAGUACCUCCUCUCCACGCGCGUGAAUGGCCAGGUCCAGAGGACCAUCGUCUGCCCCGUGUGCCGCUACGUCACCUUCCUCAGCAGGAAGAGCUCCCGCUGGCCCUCCAAGCUGGACAAGAGCUCCCAGACCCUGGCCGUGCCCACGGGCCUGCUGCCCGCACCACUGCCGGACACCCCGGGCCCCGCCACGCCCCUGGCCCUCUCCCAGGCUGUGUGGAGGCCGGCCCCGAGUCAGGGCGGCCAGCUGCCCCUGGACCCGCCGCCCGGCCUGGCCCGGGAGCCGCAGAUCUUCGUCAUCAGCAGCCACGGGAUGCCCCUGGGGGAGCAGGACAGCGUGCUGCCGCGGCGCAGCCUGGCCCAGCUCUCCGCGGCCUCCCCGGUGCCCAGAUCCACCCGCUCGUUCUGCUGCCGCUCCCGGGCCCUCCUGCUCAUCACCCUCAUCGCCGUGGUGGCCGUGGCGGCCGCCAUCCUGCCCUGGGUGCUGCUGGUGAGGAAGCAGGCGUGAGUGGGGGCACCAGCCCGAGAGCCGCUCUGGUAGCUGCCCGCUCACACAGCCAGCUGCACGCGGCCUGGGGGCGGGGGGUGGCCCGGGGCAGAGAGGGGUGUUCGGGCGGUGCUGACUGCAGGCAUCUCCUGGGCUCCUCGCUCCCAGGGGGCUCAGAAUGGACAGGGAGGCAGGAUCUCUGAGGCCAGAGCUGAGCUGAGCAGCGGAGCUCUGGGCUGGAUGAAAGGGAAACUCCAGGUUCCGGGCCAGGGGAGAAAGCGUGAUGGAUGCCCUUGCCCAGAAACAACAGCAGGGCCGUACCCUCAACAGAUACUGGCCCUUCCUCUAGGCUAGGACCCAGCGAGGUGGGGAGAUGGGCGGCUGCCCCAUCCUGUGGGCUCACCGGCCCCGAGGGGUAGCCCUCAUCUGCCAGGUGACCUACCUGAGGCCAGGUGGGGCUCCGCGCGGGGCACAUCCUGAUGGAGAGGGCCCAAGGGCAGGACUCCCCCAGCUGAGAACUCCCAGCCAGGGCCCUGCGGCCUGCUCACAGGAACAAACAGAAGGGGUGGCGCAGGGGCUGAAGGCAGCUGUGUCUCCCAGGAUCUCAGGCCCCAUCCGUGACCCCCACAGCUGGGCAAGGGCAUGCCUUCCCACCCCCAGAUCGCCAGCCCGGAAGGUCUUCCCUGAGGGAGAAGCUGAUCUCAGGGGACCCCUGGGGGAAGGAACAG